Molecule: messenger RNA, 4558 nt
Organism: Equus quagga
Lineage: Eukaryota; Metazoa; Chordata; Mammalia; Perissodactyla; Equidae
Gene: CDCP1
Product: CUB domain containing protein 1
Exons: 9
Coding region: 127-2637 (836 amino acids)
Source: RefSeq, a predicted model, not a curated record
GCACACAGGUGAGCGAGCCGGGGCGGAGCGCUGCGCAGCCGGUGCCAGGCCAGGGCGCCCGCGGCGGCCGCUCCGUGCCACGGGCCACAGUCGCUUUCCCCGCCGAGGCCGAGGCGCCCCGCAGCCAUGGCCGGCCUGAACUGCGGGAUCACAAUCGCCCUGCUGGGGGUCCUGCUGCUGAACGCUGCGCUCCCGCCGCUAGGAGUGGAAGCUUCUGAGAUUGCUGUGCCACAUGGAAGCGGCAUUACAGUUCUCAUAAAGCCCGGGACCCCAACUCUGCCAGCGAAGGCCUGUUACAUCGUCGUUUUUAAAAAGCAUGUAACCAUGUUGUCCAUCAAAUCCGGAGAGAGAACAGUCUUUUCCUUUAGCUGCCAGGAUCCAGAGAAUCACUUUGUUGUGGAGAUCCAGAAGAAUAUUGACUGCAUGUCAGGCCCGUGUCCUUUUGGGGAGGUUCAGCUUCAGCCCUCACCGUCGGUGCUGCCCGCUCUCAAUAGAACUUUCAUCUGGGACGUCAAAGCUCACAAGAGCAUCGGUCUGGAGCUACAGUUCUCCAAGCCUCGCCUGAGGCAGAUCGAGCCGGGGGAGAGCUGUCCAGAUGGCGUCACUCACUCCAUCAGCGGCCGCAUCGAUACCACUGUGGUCAGGAUCGGAACCUUCUGCAGCAAUGGCACUGUGUCCCGGAUCAAGAUGCAAGAGGGAGUGAAGAUGGCCUUACACCUGCCGUGGUUCCACGACAGAAACAUCUCCGGCUUCAGCAUCGCAAACCGGUCGUCUAUAAAACGACUGUGCAUCAUCGAAUCUGUGUUUGAGGGUGAGGGCUCAGCAACCCUGAUGUCUGCCAACUACCCCGAUGGCUUCCCUGAGGACGAGCUCAUGACGUGGCAGUUUGUCAUUCCCGGGCACCUGCGGGCGAGCGUCUCCUUCCUCAACUUCAACAACUCCAACUGCGAGAAGAAGGAGGAGCGAGUUGAGUACUACAUCCCAGGCUCCACCACCAACCCCGAGGUGUUCAAGCUGGAGGACAAGCAACCUGGGAACAUGGCCGGGAACUUCAACCUCUCUCUGCAGGGCUGCGACCAAGAUGCCCAAAGUCCAGGGAUCUUCCGGCUGCAGUUUCAAGUUUUGGUCCAACAUCCACAAAACGAAAGCAAUAAAACCUACGUGGUAGACUUGAGUGAUGAGCGAGCCAUGUCGCUCACCAUCGAGCCGAAGCCCAUCAGACUAAGCCGAAAGUUUGUCCCCGCCUGCUACGUGUGUCUGGAGACUUGGUUCUGCAACACCACCCUCACCCUGACAUCUGGCUCCAAACACAAGAUCUCGUUCCUGUGUAAUGAUCUGACACGGCUGCGGAUGAACGCCGAGAAAACCAUAAGCUGCACGGACCACCGGUACUGCCACAAGAAGUCUUACCCACUCCAGGUGCCCAGCAGCAUCCUCCAGCUGCCUGUGCAGCUGCACAACUUCUCCUGGAAGCUGCUGGUGCCCAAGGACAGUCUCAGCCUGGCACUGGUGCCGGUCCAGAAGCUGCAGCAGCACACAUACGAGAGGGCCUGUAACACCAGCUUCAGCUACCUCGUGGCCAGUGCCGUCCCCGGCCAGGACCUUUACUUUGGCUCCUUCUGCUCCGGAGGCUCCAUCGAGCAGAUCCAGGUGAAGCAGAACAUCUCGGUGACUCUCCGCACCUUUGCCCCCAGCUACCAACAGGAUAUCUCCAGGCAGGGCCUGACCGUGUCCUUUAGACCAUACUUCACAGAGGAAGCUGUUUUCACGGUGACCCCAGACGUGAAAAGCAAGGUCUAUCUGAGGACCCCUAACUGGGACCGGGGCCUGCCAUCCCUCGCCUCGGUGUCCUGGAACAUCAGCGUGCCCAGAGACCAGGUGGCCUGCCUGACCUUCUUAAAGGAGCGGACCGGCCUGGUCUGCCAGACAGGGCGUGCGUUCAUGAUCAUCCAGGAGCAGCGGAUGCGGGCUGAGGAGAUCUUCAGCCUGGAGGAGGUGCUUCCCAAGCCAAGAUUCCACCAUCACAGUUUCUGGGUCAACAUCUCCAAUUGCAGUCCUGUGAGCGGCAAGCAGCUGGACAUGCUCUUCUGGGUGUUGCUUUCCCCGAGGACAACAGACGUGACUGUCAUCAUCAUCGCAGUGGUGGGAGGUGGCGCCUUACUGAUGUUUGCCCUCGGACUCAUUAUUUGCCUUGUGAAAAAAAAGAAGAAAAAGGAGAUAAACAAGGGCCCGGCUGUAGGUAUCUACAAUGGCAACGUCAAUACCCAGAUGCCGAUGCAGUCAAAAAAGUUUCAGAAGAGACGAAAGGACAAUGACUCCCAUGUGUAUGCGGUCAUCGAUGACACUAUGGUAUAUGGGCAUCUGCUGCAGGAUUCCAACGGGUCCUUCGUCCAGCCAGAGGUGGACACCUACCGGCCCUUUCAGGGCCCCACGGGGGACUGCCCUCCCUCCCCACCCCCCAUAGGCUUCAGGGCCCCAACUGCAAAGUUGACCACAGAUGAACCACCCCCUGACAUCCCUCCUGAGUCUGAGAGUGAACCGUACACCUUCUCCCACCCCAACAAAGAGAAUGUAAGCAAUGGGAACACAGACAUUCCCUUGCUGGAUGUCCACAAGCCAGCGGAGCCAGGGGAAUAACUUGGGCCCAUCCCAAAGACUUUGCAUGAAGCAGGGCACUGAGACACCCUUUAGGGUCUUCAACCAGAAAUCCUAAAGAAGGAGAAUUAUAUGGAAGGACUAGCAGGAGGUUUUCCUGGAUACCACCAACUUCUGAUUUCCAAGUGGAAUCACUUCAAUGACGAGACGUUGAAAAUGAUGAAUUCUGAUCUGGAUACAAUCAUCACAAUUCAUGUCCUUCUAAACUCAGGUUGGGCUGUGACUGUGACCCAGCCCGUAAUGAGAGGGGAGAGGUGUAGUCACCCAGUACAGGGUUGCAAUGAGCCCUGGAUUCAGAUUUGGAUUUAGAACUCUUCAGGUCAACAAUUCCAAUCCCUAGGAGGCCACCAAGGUCCCUGCUCUCACUGGCGUCCCCUGGAUGAAAAUGGCAAUGUACCUUUUUAUUAUUAUUAUUAUUUAUUUGUGGUCCUGUGUAUUUAAGAAGUCAAAUGUAUAAGCGUACAGCUUGUUCACCUGACCUGGUGACAACUCGUGCCAAUGGUUUGGAUGGCUGGGUUUUGACUUCUACUGGUGACCACUAGAUACCCAUGUGCUUGUCUGCUGGGAAGUGGGAAUGAUUUACGAUCUGUCCACCCAGAAAAGAGCAUGUGUGUUUGAGCAGCGUUGAUGCAUUGAUGCUUAUCUGCUUUGAUAAGAGACUUCUUGGUUCUCUCUCUCUGCGUGUGGUUAUCCCACUGCAGAAAUUCAUUAAGUCCCAUUGUCCUUUAGUCCUGGAAAUAAGAGAAAUUUCCUUCCAUUGUCAUGUGUGGCUCUCCCAGCUGCAGCAUCUAAACAGAAACUCAGAGAGUAUUUUCAUCCUCUGAAAAUGUUUAAAAAUACACCAGAGAGUGGCCACCUGGAUUUGUUUCCUAUUACUGCUGUAACAAGUUACUGCAAGCAUGGUGGCUUAAAACAACACAAAUUUCUUAUCUUCUGGUUCUGGAGACCAGAAGUGCAAAUUGGGUUUCACUGAGCUAAGAUCAAGGUAUCGGCAGAGCCACGUUCCUUCCGGACGCUCCAGGGGAGAAUCGGUUUCCUCGCCUUUUUCAGCUUUUAGAGGCUGCUCACAUUCCUUGCCUCCGAUGGCUGGUCACGCUCCGAUGGCUGGUCACACUGUGGCACUGUGACACUGAGCCUCCUGCUUCCCUCUUUCACUUAUAAAGCCCCCCUGGAUAAUCCAGGGUAAUCCCCACCUCAAGAUCCUCAGUUCACUCACACUGAGAAGUCCCUUUUGCCGCGUAAGGUAACAUAUCCUUAUGUUCUGAGAAUUAGGAUGUGAACUUCUUUGGGGGACCAUUAUUCUGCCUACCACACCUUCUUGUCACUGCAGGAGAGACUACAAAAUGAUCCGGCCCACAGGUGUGUUUUGUUUAUUAGCUUGCAGAAUCUUUUUGAGAAUUAGUUACUAACACUUAAAUUACACAUUUUUUACAUAAAAAUCCAGAUCUGAAGAUCUGGCCAUGCUGGGGUUCACAUUCUCGCCUAGCCACAACUAGCUAGAGUUGAGAAGCAGCUCCACCUUUAGAUGGGGCAUCCACUUCAUCAGUUCACCACAGUCCCCAGCACUCCCUGUCGCCUCCCUGUGUCUAUUGCUAUUGAUCAAUGCCCUUGCAGGGUUGCUUUUCUCAUAAUGAAAUGGAAAGUUUGGGACCCAUAUCUCAGAUCAAAUGAGAACAGAGGCCUCAAGGCUGCUGUGUGUUUCAGGAAAGUUUUUUCUUAUACCCCGCCCACAUCCCUCAUUUAUCCUAAUUACCAGCCCAGCUCCUGUGGGCGUUUGCCUCUGUGGCCCCUGUUCUCUCUGGGAGGAGGAUCGUGUUGUGGCCUGUCAGCCCAGUCCAAAGUUCAGUAUUUCUGUGGCAAAUCCUCCUUUAAAAAAUAAACGCACUUCGUUGUGUUCAGUGAA